Limulus polyphemus (Atlantic horseshoe crab) is the source of this 2293-nucleotide messenger RNA. RefSeq names its product enkurin-like. Gene Ontology annotation, cellular component: acrosomal vesicle. The transcript is spliced from 5 exons. The record is from RefSeq and is a predicted model, not a curated record. Bases 196 to 1035 code for a protein of 279 amino acids. Lineage: Eukaryota; Metazoa; Arthropoda; Merostomata; Xiphosura; Limulidae. Gene Ontology annotation, molecular function: calmodulin binding.
GUACAAGAGCGUAAAUCAUUACACCUGUUUUUAUGUCGUUGCUCGGAUACGACUUGUAAACAAUGUGAGGAUCUAAUACUCUGAGCACCACUAAGUAUUGAAACCAUAGUGUUUUAGUCUGUGUGUUGCCAACCUUUAUUCAUUUCAACAGUAAGUCGGAACUAUUCUUUAAGCUUAUUUUAAAUUAUUUUGCAAAUGUCACAAUUUAAAGAGAGAAAGUAUGCUUUACAAAAUGAUCAUGAUGAGACAAUUUACGAUCUUUUGAAAAUAAAACUAGAAGAUAACGACCAAGACCAAGCUCAAGAAAACGCCAAAGAAAAUAGGCUUUCAAAUCGCACCUAUAUAUCAAAGUACAGAAAAUCUGUAUUACAAGAAAAGAAAAAAGGGAAAAGUUUACGAAAAACUAUGGGAGAAGCUGAAGUUUCCCUUAGCCCUCCAAAUGAAUACUUGAAGAAACACAAAAAGGAGCCAUGCUUUGGAGAAGUAAUGUGUUUUAAGUACCCUGAUGCUGAUCAGCGUCGACCACCUGUCCCAAAGGUUUCUGAAAAACCUCCCAAAAUAGAAAAGUCAGAUAAAGAUUUUAUCAAAGAAAAUAUUCAAGAUAUUUUACAUGCUGCACCAAGACAACCAGAGCCUCGUUUAGUGGAUACAUGUAAGGGGAAUGUUUUUCCUUUAGAAACAUCUGGUUUGGUUCCUAAGUAUAUCAACAAAAAGGAGUUUGGUGUGCCACCGAGUUACUUAGUUCAACGGAAAGCUGACUUUGAACAAGCCAAAGAUUUUUACAGAGCUUAUGUUACCAGUGAACAUGAGAAAGAAAGUCUACAGCAACUCAGUGAAGAAGAUAGGAACACAAUUCUUCAUGGUUUAAAGCAGAACCUGGAAGAGCUCCACCGAACUUAUCUGGGUCUUUCUGUUGUGACAGACACCAUACCAAAAAAGCAUCGAAAACAGCAGUUAGAAGCUGACAUGAAGCAGUUAGAGAAAGACAUUCAGCUGUUGGAGAAACACCAUGAAAUCUAUAUAACGAAGUCAUGACACAAUCAUUUCAACACUGACAACAUAAAAAUUGUGUAAAAUUAAUAGAUAGAUAGCAAAUUAUAGUAAAACUUCCAUGUUAAACUGUUAUAGACAAAAUUUGUAAUAUCCUAAAAAAAUAGCGAAGGGUAAAUAAUGACUCUGGACACUCAAAUUUUUAAAACGAAUCAUUAAAAUUAUUGAUAUAAGGAGAAUUAUGUGACUUGAACUUUGUAUAUAAAACCUGUAUGUAAUUGUCAAUGUGUUAUCACACUUGAAAUUGUAAAAACAAGAAAUCAAGCACAUUUAAGUUGUACAUUUCUUAAUAAAGUAAAAGAUCAGUUUGCUGCUGAAGAUCAAAUAAAACGUACAACUUUUGUACUUGACUUUAAAAACAUAUAAGAAUUUACCAUUUUGUUGUUCAACUUUCAAAUUAUAGUAUCCUUCACAUGUUACACAGAGAAUAAGUUACUUGUUUUGUAUAUAGGUGUAUCAUGUACAUACACACACAAAAACUAAAAUUAUAACUAGCAAUUGCAAAAAAAGGAAUUUUAUUGUGGUGUAGGAAUGAUACAUCUAAUAUAUGGUAAUGCCCAAUAUUCAAAUUCUCUAUUUCCUUGGCCUUAACAAACAAGAUAUUUCUAGCUUAUUGCUUAGCUUAUCACAAAUCAUUACACAAGUUUUCCAUAUAAAUUUAAGUAUAGAAAUUGCAGCCAAUCUUCUCUGAGUUUUACAGUCAUUGCAUUCUUUCAGUUGGACAAUGAAUAUAUAAGUGGAUAUACAAAGUGGGUGUAAUGAACAUUUUAAUAUGAUAGUGUAUGACAUGCAAAUGAAAAUAGAAAUAAAUAGUAUCAAAACACAUAUUGUUUGAAAUAAUAUAUGUAUGUUAAGUUAUUGAGUACUGAGCAUGUGUAAUAUCUAAAUACAUAAAUAUGUCUUCCCUAGCAAAGUGUUUUAUCCCAUAAAUUUUUUUGGCAUAUCAUUUGUAACUUACAAUGAAAUAGACAAGUAAAGAUUGGUUUACAUAUCUACCAGCUGAACAGCAUAUUUCUUAAUACACAUUUAAGCUAAGACUUCUAACCUGAACUUCCUCAUUUACAUAAUUGUAUGUUUUUGACACAGUUGAUAAAACAUAUUUACAGCAUUUUCAGUUUCUAUCUAAUCUGAAAUUACACUAUUUUUAGUUUAACUUAAAUUUACAAAAAAUUCUUAUAUCUUACAUGCAUUUCAAUGAAUUCAAUUGUUAUAGUUGUCUUAUGAAAACACAAGCACUGCUUUA